UAAGUAUUUUAACCGUAGUUUAGUCAAUAUUUAGCUCUGCUUUUAAUGAGCUGAUACAACAGAAAAAACUCCAGCCUAACAACCAACUGAUUAUAACUAGCAGAAUUACGACCAGAACCAAUACAGUUAUAUGAUAUUAGUGUUGGAGAGUACUGCGCAGUCUGCCAUUAAAACAUGGAAUAAACAACAGAAUGUGGAGGAGUGGUUUUUACUUAAGAGUAGUGUUUGUGAUCUAGAACAGUGAACUUUUUACAACUGGAAUUGGAUCAGCUACUUUGUUUACUAAUUUCCAUUGUUAUGCCUAAUUGAUUGAUUUAAUCAGGUUAUUUCGACCAUGUAAGGUCUCAUACUCGUACUUCUUCAAUGAUCAAUCUAGUAGCGAUCCUCCGUCGGGGGACUACACUAACCUCAAUUCCAUACGGCGUCGUUUUCAGAUUCAUCACUGUUUCGCCACCACUGCAUCUUUCUCAGCUACGUUUUCUCGCCAUCUCCAUUGCCAUACCCAAGUUAUACUCUGCAACAUCUUCUUUCCCCUCUACUUUGAACCCCAACAGUUUAAGCCCGACCCCUUUUCCCGACUUGGUUUCGUUGAACAAAAGGAUCUCCCAUUUGAUCCGUACUGGUCGGAUUAGUGAAGCCAGGGAGGUUUUUGAUGGGUUGAAGAUCCGAAACGUUGUAACGUGGAAUUCAAUGAUAAGUGGGUACGUGAAGCGUAGAGAGAUGGAGAAGGCACGUAAGUUGUUUGAUGAAAUGCCGCAAAGAGACGUUGUUUCCUGGAAUUUGAUGAUAUCUGGCUAUAUAUCGUAUCAGGGUGGUAAGGCUAUUGAGGAAGCGCGAAAGUUGUUUGAUGAAAUGCCUGAGAGAGAUUGUGUUUCUUGGAAUACGAUGAUUAGUGGGUAUGCCAAGAAUAGGGAUAUGUCUAUCGCAUUGCAACUUUUUAACAGCAUGCCAGAGCGGAAUGUUAUCUCUUGGAAUGCAUUGAUUACUGGGUUUUUAAGGAAUGGUGAUGUGGUUAAUGCUGUUGACUUCUUUGACAAAAUGCCUGAGCGUGAUGGGGCUUCGGUUAAUGCACUAGUGUCAGGCCUUAUUCAGAAUGGUAAGUUAGAUGAAGCAGCUAGGAUACUGCUUGAGUGUGGGAACAAGGAUGGCCUGAGAGAAGAAUUGGUGCAUGGUUAUAAUACGCUCAUUGCUGGCUAUGGUCAAAGAGGUGAGAUCAAGGAAGCUCGACGACUGUUUGAUGAGAUGCCCUUUUAUAAUGAUAAGGGGAAAGAAGGCCAUAAGAAGUUUGAGAAAAAUGUGGUAUCUUGGAAUUCCAUGAUUAUGUGCUAUUUGAAAGCGAAAGAUAUCGUCUCCGCCAGGGAACUUUUUGAUCAAAUGACAGAUCGAGAUACCUUCUCUUGGAAUACCAUGAUCACUGGCUACGUUCAUAUGUUAGAUAUGGAAGAGGCCUCUAAUCUCUUUGGUGAAAUGCCUUAUCCUGCCUCACUGACAUGGAAUUCAAUGAUCUCAGGGUUUGCAGAAAUUGGCGAUUUAAAACUUGCUAUGAACUAUUUUGAGAGGAUGCCCCAAAAGAACCUGGUCUCUUGGAACUCCAUUAUAGCUGGAUAUGAGAAAAACGAAAACUACCGAGAUUCGAUUAAGCUUUUCACUCAGAUGCAACAUGAAGGAGAGAAACAUGACCGUCACACUUUGUCUUCAAUUCUCAGCGUGUCUAGCGGGUUGGUGGAUCUGCAUCUUGGUAGGCAGGUUCAUCAACUGGUUACAAAGACUGUUAUGGCAGAUGCACCAGUGAACAACUCCCUCAUCACCAUGUACUCAAGAUGUGGGGCAAUAAAAGAGGCAAGGAUCAUCUUCAAUGAGAUGAAACAACAAAAGGAUGUAAUUUCUUGGAAUGCAAUGAUUGGAGGCUAUGCAGCUCAUGGUGUUGUUGUAGAUGCUUUAGAACUUUUCCAACUGAUGAAGGAACUCAAUGUGCAGCCCACUCAUAUAACAUAUAUUGCAGUGUUGAAUGCUUGUGCUCAUGCAGGCUUAGUUAAAGAAGGCCGAAAGCAUUUCGAAUCGAUGAUUAAUGAAUUUGGAAUCAGGCCACAAGUUGAACACUAUGCAUCUCUAGUUGACGUGAUUAGCCGGCAAGGGCAGCUUGAGGAAGCCUUGGAUUUGAUCAACAGCAUGCCAUUCAAACCAGACAAGGCAGUUUGGGGAGCUUUUCUAGGUGGCUGUAGAGUGCAUAACAAUGUUCAGUUGGCUCAACUUGCUGCUGAGGCUUUGAUGAGGCUAGAACCAGAAAGCUCAGCUCCUUAUGUGUUGUUGCACAAUAUGUAUGCUGAUUUAGGGCAAUGGGAUAAUGCAGGCAAGAUUAGGUUGGUAAUGGAAGACAAUCACAUCCUCAAGAAACGAGGGUAUAGUAGAAUAGAUUUGUAAAUGUUUAACAAAUUCUUACUAUCACUUAGGAUUAACCUUAAAAAUUCACAAGAUGAUAACACAUAUUCCACAUAUAGCUCAGUCUCAUUGCUUAAAUAUUUUUUUGUGAAUUGUUUGGGGUGGAAAAUAGUAUAUAAAAUUUGGUUCCCUAUAUUGACCCUUAAUAAUUUAACAAAUAAUAAUAUUGACCCUUAAUACUUCUGAAGCUUUCACCUGCUUCCUUUCCCAUAAUAAUGAAGCUCAAUUCUUCACCUUCUUGUUUA
Messenger RNA from Humulus lupulus (European hop), 2684 nucleotides. RefSeq names its product pentatricopeptide repeat-containing protein At1g62260, mitochondrial. The record is from RefSeq and is a predicted model, not a curated record. Lineage: Eukaryota; Viridiplantae; Streptophyta; Magnoliopsida; Rosales; Cannabaceae. Gene Ontology annotation, molecular function: protein binding; RNA binding. Gene Ontology annotation, biological process: RNA modification. Bases 364 to 2421 code for a protein of 685 amino acids. The transcript has a single exon.